Messenger RNA from Aphanomyces invadans, 1440 nucleotides. RefSeq lists its product as hypothetical. The transcript has a single exon. NCBI's taxonomy places the organism in Eukaryota, Oomycota, Saprolegniomycetes, Saprolegniales, Verrucalvaceae. The record is from RefSeq and is a predicted model, not a curated record. The coding region runs from base 134 to 919 and encodes 261 amino acids.
GAGGGCGCCGGUGGAUCUCGUAUGGCGGACGGGUCGAGCCCACCCUCUGCGACACCGCCAUGAUAAAUCACAUUCUUCUACUGCGCUUGCGUAGUACACAGUUCGCUCUCAAGCAACUCAUCACGUCGCCGCCAUGAAGUGUCUCCAGCCUGUCUCCAUUGUGGUCGCCGCCCUGGCAUCGGUUGCGUCCGCAGAUACAAUCAGUGUCCUAGGCGCCGGCGUGUUUACUGUUGCGAGUGGCACUCCAUGCUCUGGUAGCAAUGUCAACGUUGCCGGGGCGUGUCCUGGUGCGCAACCAGGUCUUCCCUUCGGAUCGUGCUGCGUUUCGAUCCCAAACCGCGCCACAGUUGUGAUGGGGUGUGCGCCUUUGCAGUCGACAGUGGACUCGUGCGCAUCUGUCGCUGCGCGUUUGAGCGGCAAAUCCAAUGCGUCGACUCAAGUGACCACGACCAAUACUCCCAUGGAAAAACCUGCAGAGUCCACGACAUCCCCUUCGGACAUUCCCAUCGUGAACCCAUCGACCUUGCUUCCCACUCCAUUAAUUGACCAAGCCGCGGGUGGGGGGUUCACGCCCAAACCUACCGCAUUGACCCCCACCACCGAUCCUAUCGCCAUGACGGAUUCCCCAAAGGUUGUCAUGAGCGAUGCUGGAAAUCCAUCCAAGGCGACCCUCCAAGACACGACCAUCAGCAAUACCAACUCGAUCCUUGUCGUUGCGAGUAUCGUUGGCGUGGUCAUCGCAAUCAUCGGCGGCGUCUUCUUCGUUCGCAAGAACUACGCCGAUCGCAACUUGAACCAAGACAAGUCCCCGAACACGCCUGUCCAUCCUGCCAGCAUGGGCGGCGGUGCGUAUGCGCAAACAACCCCGUAUGACGAGGGUGAUUUCCUGACGCCGAAGGAAGACAUGGUGUGUCUCUAAAAAAUGGACUUUGUCGUCCAUGCAUUGCGUUGGCUCUCCCUCCCGUCAAGAGGAGUCCAAAAGCUAUCAUGGAAAGGAAGAGGCGAGACUCCACCAUUGCCUCCACCGAUUUCUGUGGUUCCCAGUGCACCAAUGUCCACUUGAAAUUGCUUUGAACAGUUGUCAAUCAUCACUCGACGUGACCUGGAUUGGACACUUUAGGGUUUCAGCGACAACGCGGCUGUCUUCGGUGCAUGCUUAAACCCGGCAGUGAGUAUUCAGGGCGUGGGCACGACAUUCCAGGCAGCUAUUUAUCAGGCUCUGCCUAUUCCUCAAGCAUUUCGCGACGAAGGCGUUGCUCGAUACCGUUUUCGUGGGAUGCUCGUGGGAACGGCAAGUCCUAUGAGGCUCAGCAUAUGCAGGCAGAGCGCUAAAUUUCUACCCGGCCAGGGUGACGCGAUAAUUACCGAUGCUGUUCGACGCUUACACAACGUCGAGGGGCCUUGUCGCGUUUUAAACGGAACUCAAAACUUGGUUGUGAC